Messenger RNA from Pipistrellus nathusii (Nathusius's pipistrelle), 2970 nucleotides. The record is from the annotation of a GenBank genome assembly. Lineage: Eukaryota; Metazoa; Chordata; Mammalia; Chiroptera; Vespertilionidae.
AUGGACCCCCCCGCGGCCAAGCGGAGUCGGAGCUGCCCCGCGGGACCGAAGGAGCGCGAUGCCGGGGCCGGGGCCGUGCGCGGCCGGGGCCGGCCCGAGGCGCUGCUGGACCUCAGCGCCAAGCGAGUAGCCGAGAGCUGGGCCUUCGAGCAGGUUGAGGAGCGUUUCUCCCGGGUGCCGGAGCCGGUCCAAAAGCGCAUUGUGUUCUGGUCGUUUCCGCGCAGCGAACGGGAGAUAUGCAUGUACUCAUCGCUGGGCUACCAGCCUCCAGAGGGCGAGCACGACACGCGGGUGCCCUUCACCCGAGGGCUGCACCUGCUGCAGAGCGGGGCCGUGGACCGCGUGCUCCAAGUGGGCUUCCACCUGAGCGGUAACAUCCGGGAGCCCGGAGGCCCCGGGGAGCCCGAGCAGCUCUACCACGUGUCCAUCAGCUUUGACCGCUGCAAGAUCACGUCCGUGAGCUGCGGCUGUGACAAUCGCGACCUGUUCUACUGUGCCCACGUGGUGGCCCUGUCUCUGUACCGCAUCCGGCACGCCCACCAGGUGGAGCUGCGGCUCCCCAUCUCCGAGACGCUGUCCCAGAUGAACCGGGACCAGCUGCAGAAGUUCGUGCAGUACCUCAUCAGCGCCCACCACACCGAGGUGCUGCCCACCGCCCAGCGCCUGGCCGACGAGAUCCUCCUCCUGGGCUCCGAGAUCAACCUGGUGCACGGUGCCCCUGACCCCACGGCGGGUGCGAGCAUUGAGGAUGCCAACUGCUGGCAUCUGGAUGAGGAGCAGAUCCAGGAGCAGGUGAAGCAGCUGCUAUCCAACGGUGGCUACUACGGCGCCAGCCAGCAGCUGCGCUCCAUGUUCUGCAAGAUUCGAGAAAUGCUGCGGAUGCGGGACUCCAACGGGGCGCGCAUGCUGAUCCUCAUGACGGAGCAGUUUCUGCAGGACCCGCGCCUGGCCCUGUGGCGGCAGCAGGGCGCCGGCAUGACGGACAAGUGCCGGCAGCUGUGGGACGAGCUGGGGGCCCUGUGGGUGUGUGUGGUCCUGAGCCCCCACUGUAAACCGGAAGAGCGGACGAGCUGGCUCCAGCUGCUGGGCAAGUGGGACAAGUUGGACGUGUGCCCGCUGGAAGAGGGCAACUACUCUUUCAACGGUCCGCGCCUGCAGCCUGCCACAGCCCUCAACCCAGAGCUGCUACAGAAAGGCUCCACCUGCAUCACCAACACGGAAGGAUGGGUGGGUCACCCCCUGGACCCCGUCGGCUGCCUCUGCAGGGCGCUCCUGGAGGCCUGUCGCCUGGAGGAAGAGACCCUUGCCCUUUACCCAGACUCGGGCCCUGAGAAGCGGAAGGUGGCCUACCAGCAUGUGCCGGUGCCCGGGAGCCCUGGGGAGUCCUACCUGGCGCUGGCGCUGGAGGUGGCGCUGCUGGGCCUGGGGCAGCAGCGGGCCCUGCCCGAGGGGCUGUACGCCCAGGACAAGGUGGUGCGCAGCGAGGAGCAGCUGCUGGCGCUGCUGGAGGAGGUGGAGCUGGACGAGAGGCUGGUGCAGGUGCUGCGCAAGCAGGCGGGGCUGCUGCUGGACGGGGGUCCCUUCAGCGGCUUUGGAGAGGUGCUGUUCCGGGAGAGCGUGCCCAUGCACACCUGUGCCCGCUACCUGUUCACCGCCCUGCUGCCCCACGACCCCGACCUGGCCUACCGCCUGGCGCUGCGAGCCAUGAGGCUGCCUGUCCUGGAGACAGCACUUCCGGCUGGAGAUCCUCACUCCAACCCACUGGACUCCGUCAUGAGUAACCGCUUCCCACGCUGGUUCAUCCUGGGCCACCUGGAGACUCGCCAGUGCGAGCUGGCCUCCACCAUGCUGACGGCUGCCAAGGGAGACCCCAAAUGGCUGCACACAGUAUUGGGCUCCAUCCAGCAGAAUAUCCACUCUCCAGCCUUGCUCUUCAAGCUGGCACAGGACGCCUGCAAGACAGCCACCCCGGCCAGCGCACCACCAGACAUCACCCUGCUGGGCAUUGCCCUGGAGCUGGGCCUGCAGGUGAUGCGGAUGACCCUGAGCACCAUGACCUGGCGGCGGCGGGAGAUGGUGCGCUGGCUGGUCAGCUGUGCCACGGAGAUCGGUGCGCAGGCGCUGAUGAACAUCAUGCAGAACUGGCACUCCCUGUUCACGCCGGUGGAGGCGGCCACCAUCGUGGCGGCGACGGGCACCACGCACGCCACGCUGCUGCGGCUGCACCUGGACGCACCGCGGCGGGAGGAGCUGUGGGCCUGCGCCCGCGCCCUGGCCCUGCAGUGCGCCAUGAAGGACCCGCAGAACUGCGCCCUGCCCGCGCUCACGCUGUGCGAGAAGAGCCACGCGGCCUUCGAGGCGGCCUACCAGAUCGUGCUGGACGCCGCGGCCGGCGGCCUGGGCCACGCGCACCUCUUCACCGUGGCCCGCUACAUGGAGCACCGCGGGCUGCCGCUGCAGGCCUACAAGCUGGCCACGCUGGCCCUGGCGCAGCUCAGCAUCGCCUUCAACCAGGACAGCCACCCCGCCGUCAACGACGUGCUCUGGGCCUGCUCCCUCAGCCACUCCCUGGGCCGGCACGAGCUCUCCGCCAUCGUCCCCCUCAUCAUCCGCAGCAUCCACUGCGCCCCCAUGCUCUCCGACAUCCUCCGCCGCUGGACCCUCUCGGCGCCCGGCCUGGGGCCCCUGGGGGCUCGCCGGGCAGCCAAGCCCCUGGGCACGGACCGGGCGCCCCUCUGCCAGCUCCUGGACGCCGCGGUGGCCGCCUACAUCAACACCAGCCACUCGCGCCUCACGCACAUCAGCCCGCGGCACUACGGGGACUUCAUCGAGUUCCUGGGCAAGGCCCGGGAGACCUUCCUGCUGGCCCCCGACGGGCACCUCCAGUUCACCCAGUUCUUGGAGAACCUCAAACAGACGUACAAGGGCAAGAAGAAGCUCAUGCUGCUGGUGCGGGAGCGAUUCGGCUGA